Molecule: messenger RNA, 1086 nt
Organism: Liolophura sinensis
Lineage: Eukaryota; Metazoa; Mollusca; Polyplacophora; Chitonida; Chitonidae
Exons: 4
Coding region: 528-941 (137 amino acids)
Source: RefSeq, a predicted model, not a curated record
AUAAAAGAUUUGUAAUCUGUAAAUAAUUUGUGCAAGCAUCUCCACCUUUAUGGAACUUGUAGUAGCCUAAUUGUGUUGGUCACUCAUUCGAAUGCUACCCGACCAGGAACUCCAGCAGCUAGCAGGUUGGUAAAUCCUUCAAUCAGUUCACCCGUUGAUGAUUUCUUUGAUGAGGUAAUUCCUGAAGUAAAACACUCACACAUUGUCAACCAGAAGAUUUCCUGUUUUCAACUUAAACAAAGAGGUUUGUGUAUUUCACGUUUGUAGAUAAACCAACGGUAUACAUCAAUAUCACAACUACCGAGUACUACCAUGGCGACGAGGUAACCCUCACGUGCUUAGCUGAUGGCUAUCCAGAUCCUGUCAUCACCUGGAUAUUCGAAGACAAGCUUUUCACACAUGACACUUCAGACAGGAACAUUUUACGUAUUGGCCGAGUGAACCAAUCCCAAACAAGAACCUACAGCUGCCUGGCCGUCAACUCUGAAGGGAAUGACACAGCGUCCAAAAGUCUGACACUUACCCCAAUGAAACCAGGAAAGUGGGGUGCAUCUCUUCCUUCUUGGGAACAGGUUGUGUUUCCGGUUGUAGGUCUAGGCAUGCUGGGAUUGAUUGCUGCUGUAUGUUACCUACGGUCAGAGAAAACAAAUGAUCAAGACAAAGUGACUUCGAAGAUGUCUAACGAAGGGGAAAAUCUGGCUGCAAUUGGAAUGGACGGAGGAUCUGAAAGAGAAGGUGAAACUGAGGAGGGAGCAGUUGGCGGAACUCCAAGGCCUGAACUGCAGGGUCAUUACGCCAGCAUCUGGUUUGAUCCGGAAGUCGCAGGAACCUCGGGAAUCAGACGUAGCGAGGAGCCUACUGUAUAUGCACAGAUUGACUUCAAUGCUUCUACCAGACUGAUAAAGAAGGGUAAAGGGAAGGGCAAGAAAAGCAGAGUGUAGAGAAUUGAAAAAAAGGCUAAUCUGGAAUAAGAGGUUUCAUCUCUUAGCCUGAUCUAAAUCCGUAAAUCUCUGUGUGCCGAUAUGUCCAACCUUACGGAAAGGGGUCUCUAAGAAUAAAUUCUGCAUCACUAGAUGAAAUUUUGCA